AUGUUAAAAAAAACACCAGUAUCGGAUUAUACGGAAGGGGCCUAUAGGGAGGCUGUAUCCAGGCUACGGUACUUGUUGAAUGAAUCUUAUUAUCCAUCAUCGACAAGGUACCAUGGGAUUGGGUUUUCUAAACAGGAAGAAAGUGACGAAGAUAAAGAGUCUCCGAUGGCAACGGACAGAACCCAACCCCCAAGGGUGAGCCCGUAUCGAAGACCGUAUUUUCCAAGAAGACCCACAAAACCAAUUCAUCAAAAUGUUCAAUCUAACAGUAGCCAAUAUUACGGUGAAGAUGAUUCGGAUAAUGGAAAUCAAUUUACGGGUUCUCCAGAAUUAAUAGCUUUUAUAGAAAGGCAAGAAGAGUACAUAGAUCAAUUGGAAAAGGAGGCACAAUAUUGCAGGGACGAGCUAUCUCAUCUUCUACGCAAGGUGAAAGAAUUGAUUACAGAAAACGAAUUAUUACAAGAUCAACAAAAGACUGGUUUAAUGAAGGUCAUGCUUGAAGGUGUGGAUGAAGAGAGAUUUCAGAGUCAAAAUAAAUACAUGAAAAAUCUCGAGGGGCCAUUGAUUGUUUUUGAAUCGCGUAUAAGCGAAUUAGAAGCACAAUUAACACAGACUAAAAUGGACCUUCGAAAAGCUCAAGAUGAAGUUGAAAUGUAUAAGCAAAAAUUACAAGAUGCUCAACCAUCUUCAUCAAAUUACGAUUUUUAUAAACAAAUAGAAAAUUUACAAAGGGAAAAAAAAGAUUUAAACGAAUCGUUGGCAAAACUUCAAGCAUCAAUUAAUCAAAUACGAGAAAAAGAAAUGGAUGCAUCGAAAAAAGUACAAAAAACGUUAGACGUUGUAGAUAAAACACAAUUUGAAAAACAACAAGCUGAAUUAGAAGUGUAUCGUUUGAAAAGCGAAUUAGAAAUGCAACACGAUAAACUUUUAGAAGUUUUAUCCGAGCAAACGAGAAAAGUUGCAGAUGAAAGAAGUCAAGCCGAGCGUCGGUAUCAGCAACAUAUCGAAAGGUUAAAUUCCGAAUUGACAAUGCAACGCGAUGCCGUAUCCAAAUUACAUAUGGAAAUAGAAAAAUACAAAAGAAUCGAAGAAGAUUUAAAACGAGAUUUAAACGCAAAAAAUAUGACAAUAGAAAAUGUUAAAAAAGAACUCAGUAAUAAAAUUGCGGGAUUGCAAAAAGAAUUAGCUUCUGCUUUGGCGGAAAGAGAUUCCAUGGAACAAGAGCUUAACACGAGUAGAAUGUCAACCGAACGUGUAGAACGUUUAAACAAACAAGAAUCGAACAGGUUACAAGUUGAAAUAUCAUCGCUUAAGAAACGUUUGGACGGCGGUGAUGUUGAUUUGAUACAUUGCAGAAAAGAAAAUCUUAGACUUUUGGAAAAAAUAUCCGAUUUGGAAAAGGAUGUAGGUUACAAUAUAAAGUUAGGAGAACAAAAAGAUCCGAUUGAAGAAGAAGAAAAAAAUGCAAGAGAAAAAAUAAUUAAUACGAGAAUAUCUGAAAUUGAAUCGAAACACGUCGAAAAAGUGUCCGAUCUUGAAGGUCUGAUAGAAAACCAGUCCCAAGUGAUGGCACAACUCAAGGCCGAAUGUGAAUCCCUCACCCAGAAGUUAGAGGAAUCUACUGCACGUCACAAGUAA
Molecule: messenger RNA, 1638 nt
Organism: Pediculus humanus corporis (human body louse)
Lineage: Eukaryota; Metazoa; Arthropoda; Insecta; Psocodea; Pediculidae
Exons: 8
Coding region: 1-1638 (545 amino acids)
Biological process (GO): establishment of cell polarity; neuron migration; tube formation
Cellular component (GO): centriole; centrosome
Source: RefSeq, a predicted model, not a curated record